UAUCAAAUAAUUUGAAAGGUGGUCUACCUCAGCUCUCCUCCAAUGUUGUUUUCUUCCAGCUAACCAACAGUUCUCUAUCAGGAUCUAUCUCCCAUCUCUUGUGCCAUAACAAGAAAAGCAACAAUAAAUUGCAGUACUUGGACAUCUCUGAUAAAUAAUUUAUCUGGAGGGUUAACAGACUGCUGGAUGAAUUGGAAAUCGCUGCUUCAUGUUAAUCUGGGAGGCAACAAUCUUACUGGCAACAUACCCCCAUCAAUGUCCUUCUUGUUGAAUCUCACAUCACUGCAUCUACAUGAGAAUAACUUGUCUGGGGACAUAUCUUCUUCAUCACUUCAGUAUUGCCGCUCCUUGUCCAUUCUUAAUGUCCGCAAGAAUAGGUUCUCUGGAAACAUACCAAAGUGGAUGCCGCAGAGUAUAAGGAUUCUCCAGUUAAGGUCCAACAAAUUCAUUGGUAACAUUCCCUCACAGAUAUGUCAAAUGCCUUUACUCAUUAUUUUGGAUAUUGCAUAUAACAGAAUCUCAGGACAUAUACCCAAAUGCCUAAACAACAUCACAUCCUUUGUUGACAUGCAUUAUUCAACCAGUUGGAUUUUCUAUGAACUCUUUGAUGGAAGUGCUUUAUUUUACUACACAGACAAUCUUAUAUUGCUUGUAAAAGGUCAACAAUCAAAUUAUGAAUCAAACCUGAAGCUGAUCCGCAUGGUUGACCUUUCAAGUAAUAACCUGACAGGAACAAUGUCUCCACAACUCUUCAGCCUCUCUCAGUUGCAUUUCUUGAACCUUUCCCAUAACAGGCUAACAGGAACCAUACCAAAAGAGAUUGGAAACAUGACACAACUGGAGUCUCUUGAUUUAUCCAAAAAUGAACUCACGGGACAGAUUCCUGUGAGUAUAUCCAGUUUGUCUUUGCUCGAUAACUUGAACCUGUCAUUCAAUAACUUGAGCGGCCAAAUCCCUUCAGGGACCCAACUUCAGAGCUUCAGUGAGCUUAGCUAUAUUGGGAAUGCUGAUCUUUGUGGACCUCCCCUUCCCAAAAACUGCUCAAAUCAUGGAGAUGACACAAAGACUUUGGGUGAGAAUGAUGAUGAUGGUGAUGAAUCAGAUUUUCUGAGCUGUCUCUAUAUGGGCUUAGGAGUUGGCUUUGCUGUAGGCUUUUGGGGAGUUUGUGGUGCCAUUUUCUUCAGUCGCAAGUGCAGACAUGCUUACUUCAGAUUUCUGUAUGACUUGAGAGACCGAUUUUAUGUCCUGCUGCUCACAAAUCUCAACUCCUUUCGCUGAUAUCCAAUUCUCUGCAGGUACUUUUUGAAGAACAUAAUACAUAAGAUCUCAUCAGCUGCACCUGCCAUAAAGAUCCAGCAGAUACUUCAUGCAGUGUAUUGCGCUUACAGUAUCACUAGCUAAUUAUUAAAUCCCAAUGUCACUUUUAUAUUCUAAAAUAAAGCCUAGAUAUAGUUUCUUGGUUUUGAUGCAGAAUAUUGUUUCUCUAAUCAUUUUUGUAAUGUUGCUUACUGG
Molecule: messenger RNA, 1512 nt
Organism: Arachis stenosperma
Lineage: Eukaryota; Viridiplantae; Streptophyta; Magnoliopsida; Fabales; Fabaceae
Product: receptor-like protein EIX2
Exons: 2
Coding region: 187-1278 (363 amino acids)
Molecular function (GO): protein binding
Source: RefSeq, a predicted model, not a curated record